Molecule: messenger RNA, 1206 nt
Organism: Budorcas taxicolor (takin)
Lineage: Eukaryota; Metazoa; Chordata; Mammalia; Artiodactyla; Bovidae
Product: cell surface glycoprotein CD200 receptor 1-like
Exons: 7
Coding region: 1-1206 (401 amino acids)
Biological process (GO): regulation of neuroinflammatory response
Cellular component (GO): external side of plasma membrane
Molecular function (GO): signaling receptor activity
Source: RefSeq, a predicted model, not a curated record
AUGUGUGAAGAAUUGACACUGAAGAAGAAUUCUGUUUUGCAAGGACCACAGGAUACCAUAUUUGUGAAACACUUUCUUCCAGAAGCAUUGAGUCUCAAGGUGCACAGACCAAAAUACCUACAAGAGAAAGCCUUCAUAAGCUCCAGUAAAACUUCACUAUCAGUACUAGUGGAUACAAAAGCUGUGCUCACUUGCCCUCCUGUGCUGUGGCUAAGUGUGUUGGUAACAUGGGAAAUAGUCCUCAGAGACAAGCCGCCCUGCUUCAGAGCCUACAGAUGUGAUACAAAUCAGACCAUAGGAGGAAACUGUACUGAUAAGAGAAUAACCUGGGCCUCUGGACCUGAUGAGAAUCCUGCCCUUCAGAUCGAUCCAGUGGCCAUCACUCAUGAUGGGAAUUACACGUGCCAAAUAGCAACAAGUAAUGGGAAUUUCCAGCAUGAAUAUCACCUCCAAGUGUUAGUGCCCCCUGAAGUGACCCUUGUUCAGACUGAGAAGGGAACUGCAGUGUGCAAGGCUGCUGUAGGGAAGCCGGCUGCACAGAUCUCCUGGACCCCAGAGGGGGAUUGUGCCACUGAGCAAGAGCCUUACUGGGGUGAUGGCACAGUGACCGUCCAGAGUACUUGCCGCUGGGAGGGCCACCAUGUGCUGAAUGUGUCCUGCUCUGUCUCCCACUUGACUGGCAACAAGAGUCUGUCCAUAGAGCUGGAUAAAGGUGUCAGAACCCUGGGAUUUCCAGGAUCAGACUUACUGAUCAUUCUAUGUGUGAAAUCCUCUCUUUUGUUGGUUAUCCUGGUCUUCGUGGGAUUCAUCCACUUCCAGAGAACAAAAGAUUGCAGCCAGUUUGUGCCCAGCCAGCUGCAGUGUGAGGUCAAAGGGAUGCUGCAGAGCCUCCCCUUGCUCAUCCUAAAGGUUUUAUUCAGGAAUCUUACUGAAGAUUGUAACCUGGAAGACAGCCGCUCAAAGGGCUCAGAGAAACAGCUCUUAAGAGGGUGCCACGUGCAGAAGCCUUGCCGCCAGCGCUUCAGGCCAGAGCUCCUCACAAAACUGCUGCGUCCGACACUGACAUUCAAGAUGGCGGCAGUGAUGGUGUGCAGAGACGCUGUGCCCCUACAUGCGAUUUGGGGCAUGAACGGCACAGCCCUGCGAGAGCUCAGCCCCCUUCCAGCUGAGGCUGUCCGUUGUCCUGAUAAAGUACCCACCACAUAG